AAUCAUACGAUUAACACAACACUCUCUUCAGUUGACUGGUAGAAGACGCGGUUCCAGUGUACUAGUAUACUACUAAUCGCUCACUGUCCUUUUAUUCUCCGCGUUGCUUCCACGUCUCUUCCUAUCUCUCACUUCCAAUCUUGAAAUCGGAGAUAUCACUUUGAGAAUGGGGUCAGAGGGAAACAUGAAGAACUCGGUUGUGACACAAGUAAGCAUUGGUGGGUUUGGGGAGACAACAACUGCAAAAGAGCUUACAGAUUACCUUGAAGAAGAAGUUGGACUCGUUUGGCGAUGCAGAUUAAAAACUUCUGGGACUCCUCCUGAUUCUUAUCCUAAUUUCGAGAUCACAGACACUUCAAACAUCCCCACAUUUGAUGGUUACAAGAGAGUGGAGCCUCAUGCGUUUGUCCAUUUCGCGCUCCCUGAGUCUGCAGGUUGUGCAAUGGAUGCUGCGGGGCAGUCCAAGCUCAUCCUCGAUGGCCAGCCUUUGAAAGUCAGCUUGGGGCCUAAGAACCCAUACACACUUAACCAGAGAAGAAGAACGACAACACCUUAUAAGCUGACUGGUGUUUCGAUUGAGAUUGGGACCUUGAUUGCCCGGGAUGAGUUUCUUGUCUCUUGGAGAGCUGAAGGGGUUGAUUUCCUCGUAGACCCUUUCGACAACACCUGCAGAUUUUGCUUCACAAAGAGCACUGCCUUCUCUUUGAAGGACACAAUGAUGUAUGCUGUGAUCAACUGUGAUUAUAAGUUGGAGUUAUUGGUGAGAGACAUACGAACACUCAGGCAGUAUAGAACUCUGGAUGGCUAUGUGCUACUCUUGCAGCUGGAGACGAAGACAGAUCUGCAAGUAGUGAAAGGUUAUGUAGCCAUUGCUAAGAAUCCUUGUCUUCACCCAGGGGAUGUAAGGAUUCUAGAAGCUGUUGAUGUACCCGAGCUGCAUCACAUGUAUGACUGCCUACUUUUUCCUCAGAAAGGCGAGAGGCCACAUACAAACGAAGCUUCUGGCAGUGACCUUGAUGGCGACCUGUACUUUGUGGCUUGGGAUCAGAGACUCAUCCCUCCCAGCAGAACAAGCUUUCUCGCCAUGCAAUAUACUGCAGCUGAAGAAUCGAGUAAGGGCCGUCCUGUCAACCACCAGGACAUAAUAGAGUUCUUUGUCAAAAACAUGGCGAAUGAGCAUUUGGGUACAAUAUGCAAUGCACACGUCGUUCAUGCUGAUAGAAGUGAGUAUGGAGCCAUGGACGAAGAAUGUGUGCUACUGGCGGAACUAGCUGCUAUAGCAGUCGAUUUCCCAAAGACAGGGAAGCUGGAUCGGAAAGCUGUGAAGGACCCUUCCCAUCGCACUGGUCCUCCCACCUUCUCCUCAUUGUUUAGAAUAUCAUUGAAGUUGCCCGUUAAUAACCAUGGUACAUCGCUACCUCUGCCAAUCUGA
This is a messenger RNA of Brassica oleracea var. oleracea, 1432 nucleotides long. Its product is annotated as RNA-dependent RNA polymerase 6-like. The transcript is spliced from 5 exons. The record is from RefSeq and is a predicted model, not a curated record. Gene Ontology annotation, biological process: siRNA processing. The coding region runs from base 167 to 1432 and encodes 421 amino acids. NCBI's taxonomy places the organism in Eukaryota, Viridiplantae, Streptophyta, Magnoliopsida, Brassicales, Brassicaceae. Gene Ontology annotation, molecular function: RNA-directed RNA polymerase activity; RNA binding. Gene Ontology annotation, cellular component: nuclear RNA-directed RNA polymerase complex.